AUGCCCACGCAAAAGGAAUUUUCAUACGAGGACCACCGAAGGCAAACCAAAGUACCUUACGUGAUUUACGCCGACUUUGAAGCAAUAAUUACGAAGGAGGACCAAAAGAAUGGUGCCACGAAAAGGCUAGGGUUGCAUGAGAUUUGCUCAUACGGUUACAUAGUUGUCAGACACGAUGGUAAAGCAGACCCACCAGUUAUCUACCGAGGCAAGGACGCAGCAAACAAGUUCCUUGAGGCCCUGCAGGACGAAGAAGAAGUGAUCAGAGACAAAUUGCGCCACAAGAAGAAGGUAGCAUUUACCAAAGAAAGUCAAGCAGCAUAUGCGAAAGCUAAGAUUUGUCACGUAUGCAACCGCGAUCUCUUACAAUACGGUCGACAGGCUAAAAGGGCAUGGGAUGAGGAUGGUAAAUAUCUUGGGGAAGCACACUUUAAGUGCGGUACUUACGCAAAGAAAGGAGAGAAAGCAGGAAAACCAUCCACGCACCGCAUUCACUGCCACAAGAGAUUUGUAGAAGACUUCUACAUGGAUAAAGUGUUGGACUACUGCCCACUAACGGGUGCCUACGUAGGAGCUGCGCACUGGAAAUGCAGGACGAGAGUAGAUCCAGGCAUGGAGAUUCCCGUGUUCUUCCACAACCUUCGCGGAUACGACUCCCAUUUACUUCUACAAGGUACGGACGGCUCAGAUGUUAAAUGCAUACCAAACAGCAAGGAGCGCUACAUGUCCGUAACCGUAGGUAAGCUAAAGUUCUUAGAUUCACAGCAAUUCAUGGCGGACUCCUUAGCAAACUUGGUAAGAUACAACACCAACUUCCCCAUUUCCAGCCAAUACGUCGCGGAAAGAAAAGGAGUGUACCCAUACGAGUACAUGGAUUCCUGGGAGCGCUUUGAAGAGCCCCUGCCGCCCAAGGAUCGUUUCUACAGCACCCUAACCGAGUCUGGAAUAAAGGACGAGGAGUACCAGCACGCCUUAGACGUGUGGCAAAAGCACGACUGCCAAACAAUGGGGGACUACCACGACAUCUACCUACGUUCAGACGUUGUGUUGCUUGCCGACGUAUUCCAAAGCUUCCGGAAGAUGGCAAUGGAAUACUACGGGUUGGAUCCAGCGAACUUCUACACGGCUCCUGGGCUUAGUUGGAGUGCGCUGCUAAAGAAGACAAACGCGCACCUGGAUCUCCUAACGGAAUACGAUAUGUAUCGCUUUAUGGAAGACGGUAUCCGCGGCGGCGUUUGCGGACCCAGCAGACGAUACGCAAAAGCAAACAAUCCCACAGUAGAGUACGACCCGGAGAAGCCAACCACAUACAUAUUCUACUUAGACGCUAACAACUUCUACGGUUGGGCAAUGUCGCAGUACUUACCUGUACGCGACGUCGAAUGGGAUGACAUAAAGACCAUAGACUCCUACAUGCAGGUAGACAAAGAAGCAGAUAAGGGUUACGUACUGGAGGUGGACCUAGAGUACCCAGAGCACCUGCACGAUGCACACAAUGAGUUUCCCCUUGCUCCGGAGGCGAUAGAGAUACCACUUGCACAGCUUUCCCCACUACAAAAACAAAUGUGCCCCAAUUACAAACCAUACCGUAAGUUGACGAUGAACCUGAUGGAUAAAAAGAARUACGUGGUGCAUUACCGCAACCUGCAGUUUUACGUGCGCCAUGGUAUGCGCGUGAAGAAGAUCCACCGCGUGCUGAAGUUCACACAGGAGCCGUGGAUGCAGCCCUACAUCGACUUCAACACCCCGAAGCGCACCGCAGCGAAAAACGACUUUGAAAAGAAUAUGUUCAAACUAAUGAAUAACUCCGUCUUUGGGAAGACAAUGGAGAACAUCCGCAAGCGGGUCAGCAUAAAGAUUGCCAGCACCAGAGAGGAGGCAGAAGCAUACGUGUCGCAGCCAGGGUUCGUGCGCUACGUAGAAAUGCUUAACUUCUACGUAAUUCACAUGAAGAAGGCGAACCUAUUCCUGAACAAGCCCGUAUACACGGGGUUUACGGUGCUGGAUCUGUCGAAGCUGCUUAUGUACGAGUUCUAUUACGACAAGCUAAAACCAAAGUACGGAGACCGCUGCCGCCUUCUAUACACGGACACCGACUCUUUGAUUCUCGAAGUGCAGACGGAAGACGUUUACCAGGACUGCCUUGAGGACCUCGAUGAGUACGACACCAGCGCCUACCCAAAGGAACACUUCCUUUACUCCGCGAAGAAUAAGAAAGUAAUAGGGAAGAUGAAGGACGAGAUGUCCGGCAAUCCCAUAGUGGAGUACGUGGGUCUGAAACCCAAAAUGUACAGCGUUCUCAAAAUGGACGGCGCGGAGAAGAAAGCGAAAGGCGUAAAAAAGUACGUUGUUAAGAAGGACAUCACCCACGAGUCCUACUUGAACGUAUUACGUACGCGCAAGGAGCAGCGCCAUCAAAUGAACUCCUUACGCAGCUACGGACAUCAAAUACACAAUGUUACGCAGGAGAAGGUGUCACUGUCCGCAUUUGACGGCAAGGGAUGGAUGUGUGAUGAUGGCAUCCAUACGAUAGCAUUUGGACAUCACACGAUAAGCAGUUCUUCUUUGACGAACCCACGCGUGGGACCAUCAUGA
This is a messenger RNA of Actinia tenebrosa (Australian red waratah sea anemone), 2595 nucleotides long. RefSeq lists its product as uncharacterized. The record is from RefSeq and is a predicted model, not a curated record. NCBI's taxonomy places the organism in Eukaryota, Metazoa, Cnidaria, Anthozoa, Actiniaria, Actiniidae.